Messenger RNA from Hydractinia symbiolongicarpus, 1050 nucleotides. Its product is annotated as hatching enzyme 1.2-like. Gene Ontology annotation, molecular function: metalloendopeptidase activity; zinc ion binding. Gene Ontology annotation, biological process: proteolysis. The record is from RefSeq and is a predicted model, not a curated record. The transcript has 7 exons. NCBI's taxonomy places the organism in Eukaryota, Metazoa, Cnidaria, Hydrozoa, Anthoathecata, Hydractiniidae. Bases 73 to 984 code for a protein of 303 amino acids.
AUCCGUACAUUUUUGGAAGAUCUCACAAUCUUCAGAGGCACAUAUUGUGAGGUGUGUUUUCAAUCUUCGAAAAUGGCAAAACUUUUUCUCAUCUUCACCUGCAUUACUAUGCUCAAUUUUGCUGCAUCAUGGGUGCGCGAAAUGGAAAACAAAGGACUUUACCAAGGUGAUAUGGUUUUGAGACCUGACCAAAAGGAAGCAUUAGAAAAGGCCAAAAACACUUUUGGAUCAGUCAUUGGAUUCCGAUGGCCAAACGGUGUAGUGCCGUACGUCAUUACCAGCUCUAUCGGCAACGAUGGUUACAACGCAGUUCAACAGGCUAUAGCUGACUACCAUAAACACACUUGCUUAAAAUUUGAAAGAAGGACUAAUCAACGCGAGUAUAUCAAGUUUGUAGAUGGUGGAGGUUGCUCUUCUCCUGUCGGCUUUAACAAUCCUCGAUACACCAGCAAUGGUGUUAAUCUGAUCACCCUGGGUGUAGGCUGUCGCAGCAAAGACACAGCCAUGCAUGAAAUGGGUCAUUCUAUCGGUUUAUAUCACGAGCAAAGUCGACCGGACCGUGACGGCUAUGUUACCAUCUUGAAACACAACGUGUACAACCAAAGGAUGGUAUUCAACUUCAACAAAGUCAAUAACAUCAAUUCUCUUAACACCCCGUACGAUUAUUACUCCAUGAUGCAUUAUGAUCAAACUGCAUUUGGAUGUGACGAUAACUGGCGCAAUUGCAAAGUAACUAUCAGGACAAAAGAUCCAAAUAUGCAAACUGUGAUUGGUCGAAGCAAUGGAUUCAGUAAAGGAGAUAUCAAGCAAAUCAAUUUGAUGUACAAUUGUAAGGGAACUGGAACAGGGGGAACUGGAACGGGAGGAGGUACCACUUGUACCGACAGCGAUUCAAAAUGUCCAUACUGGCAAAGCAUUGGUGAAUGUUAUAAAAAUCCAAACUGGAUGUUGAGGAAUUGUCGAAAGAGUUGCAGACAAUGUUAAUGUAACACUUUUGCUCAUGUUAUAAUCUUCGAAAUAAAACAUGCUAACGCAAUCUAAAAGAUACAA